This is a messenger RNA of Rhodofomes roseus, 1414 nucleotides long. RefSeq names its product WD40 repeat-like protein. The transcript has 10 exons. Gene Ontology annotation, cellular component: endoplasmic reticulum membrane. Lineage: Eukaryota; Fungi; Basidiomycota; Agaricomycetes; Polyporales; Fomitopsidaceae. Gene Ontology annotation, biological process: protein secretion. Bases 150 to 1337 code for a protein of 395 amino acids. The record is from RefSeq and is a predicted model, not a curated record. Gene Ontology annotation, molecular function: GTPase activator activity; protein binding; guanyl-nucleotide exchange factor activity.
AGCUGAGCACGUGCGAUGCUGGGGACCUGCCCGGACGCGUCGUCCUCGCGUUUAGACGUGUCGACCUCGCGACUCCUUCUCCUGACACCCGCAUCCCCUGCCGUAGCUGCGACUACUUAACGUUCUGGUGAAGCAUUGGGUCAAUAGAGAUGCGAACGAAACACACGCCUCACUCGCUGCCCGCUUUCCCGGUCUACUCUUCCGCAUUCGUUUCCGAGAAUGAGCUCGUCCUCGGAGGUGGCGGAGGUCAAUCAAAGACGGGCAUCAAGAACAAGCUGCGUCUGUACCGCAUAGAUAGCGACAAGCACAUCGAGUUACUACACGAGCUCGAGCUAGAAAAGGGCGAAGAUGCACCAAUGAGCAUGGCCGCUCAUCCGUUGGAGAGAUUCAUUGCAUGCGGCGUAAACAGCUCGGCCGAGGCUUUGCAGGGUGGUGCGAAUCAGAACUGUCGUUUAUUCGCUGUCGAGGACAAGAGGCUGGCUCUCUCGAAGACUCAGAGCACAUUGACAGUGAAUGAGCUUGAGGACGACUUUCAGAAAGUGACCGUCUUCUCGCCUUCUGGUAACCUCCUUGCGGCAGCCGGUACAAAGGAUCUGUCUCUCCUGCAGUAUCCGUCCCUCUCGCCGGUGGCGUCUCCCAUUCACCUUGAUAAGGGAGAGAUCUAUGACGCGACAUUCUCAUCGACCACUCUCGUUGUGGCGACCACUAUCAGUCUCUUGGUGUACGCACUCCCGCCGUCAGAAGGAAAGAGCGAGAAGGCUGCUGGAAAGGAGAAGGCGAAUGCCCUCCCGGCGCUCGAACUACUCGAGACAGUAGAACGGCCUACAUUACCGGGUGAUAAUGCAGGAAGUAGUUUCCGGUCUGUGAGGUAUCACCCACAGGACGAGAAGGUGCUCUACACCCUAGUGAAUGCGGUCCCGCCUAGAACACGAACAAAGUCUUCUCCAAGACGUGCGUUCGUCUGUAGGUGGAACACAGAGAAGUGGGAGGUUACGAAGCUACGCAAAGUGGGAGACAAGGGUGUGACGUGCUUCGACGUGAGUCCCAAUGGCCAGCUGGUUGCGUUUGGUUCCUCGGACUACACUGUCGGUAUCUUGGAUGCGAAGACACUAGCACCACUAGUGACCAUCUUGAAAGCACACGAUUUCCCACCGACGACAUUGCGGUUCAACACUAUGUCCAAUCUCCUCGUCUCCGGGAGUGCCGACAACAGCAUCCGCGUCGUCACUGUGCCCGAGAACCUGGGAGCUACCUCUUGGACUUUCUGGGUCGUCAUCGUCACGUUGCUCAUAUUGCUCUUCGCAUUCAUCGCGCAACGGAUGCACGAAGGUUUAUGAACAUCUGUUCGCUCGCACUUUCUCGUUUGAAAUUUCAUCACAUCUUCAUAUCUGCAUUUCGGUUCAUGGAUCUUGCU